Molecule: messenger RNA, 3031 nt
Organism: Aspergillus ochraceoroseus IBT 24754
Lineage: Eukaryota; Fungi; Ascomycota; Eurotiomycetes; Eurotiales; Aspergillaceae
Exons: 2
Coding region: 194-2644 (816 amino acids)
Source: RefSeq, a predicted model, not a curated record
UUCAGGAUACGCCAGAUCUGUUGAAGCACUUGGCUGCGCGAUAAGACAGACUCAUUAGUAGCUGACGAGGCUGAGUCGCGGGGAAUUAACCGAGCUCUUCCUGUUUUUCUGAAGAUUAAAAGCUCGCGCAUGUCUUGCUUCUCUUGCUGCCGCGUGUUCAAGGUGCGAUCGUAGGUUUCACCUGUUGGUCGUGAUGGCUCCAGACCCAGCAAAUCAGUACCUUCUCCCUCCUAUUUCCGAAUUGCUUCCUCCCGAAACGGUCUCUUCAUGGAGCCCAUUUGAGACAGAUGCAUCUCCUGACCGUGCCCACAUCCGCUACGAACCGGCACCAGCCACGGAGCUGGCGACGCCUCCUGUUGGCCUCGGCAUCCACACCUCGCCAGACCGCGAAGUUCCGGCCCACUCGCGUUGCGAUAGUUAUACGGAGACGCUCGCCUCCGAUCGUGCGGCAUCUCGCUUUGCUGACUCGGAAACAACGCUCGUGGGAGAGCCCGGACGAAAAUACCCGACAAGGAAAACCAUUGUGCAACGCCGACUAUCCUGGAUCCCUCUCACGGUUCUCGUUCUGGCCAUAUACUCAACCAUUUUCUCGGGAAUCUUCCUGAUAAUCGCCUGCGUUAAACCUCGAUAUGGCCGAGUCAUCGGGGUCGAUGGCCGUCUGGCCCCCUCUACCGCCAACUUGCUCAGUGCCCUGUUUGCGAAGACGAUUGAAUUAGCAUAUGUCACAGUUUGCGUGGCGUUUUUGGGUCAAGUAUUAACCCGACGUGCCAUCACCAGGGGCUCGCGUGGGAUCUCCAUCUCUGACAUGAGCAUGCGGUCGUGGAUCAUGCAGCCCGGUUCGUUGAUUGUGCAUUGGGAGAGCUUGCGAUAUUCCGGCUGGACGAUUCUCGGCGCUAUCACAUUGACGGCGACUUUGGUCGCCAUGCUCUACACCACCGCGGCGGAAGCUCUCGUCUCUCCCAAGCUGGUCAUGAGCCCUGUCGAGAACAAAGUGCUAGUAGGCAACGUUUACACUCAGUUUGCCAAUCCGUAUUAUCUUGCGGACAAUUGCCAGACGCCUAUUCCGCUUGAAAUGGACCCGGACUAUCGGAAUACAACCUGUUUGGAUCUGCAGCACGCGGGCCAGGCGUAUCAUAAUUACCAGGGUUAUCUUCAGACAUGGAGCAGCAUCGCCUCGGGGAGCAACUCCACCUCCUCGAUGCUGGACUCGCGUCCACCCCCGACGGGGUCGCUGAAUGAUAACACAAGCGUGAUCGGCAGCUGGAUUGAUCGCGCCAACAUAACCGAACUAUCGCAGCGAUAUAGUCGAAUGGUUAUCAAUGUGACUGCCGCGAUGCCGCACGGAGGCAUCAUUGCCGCGGCCAUGAACGGGGCCAACGGAAUAGAGCAGCCGCAGGACCUUUCGGGGGAGGGAAACUACCACCUGGAUGCCUCGGUGCCGUCUCCCGCGGUCAAUGUGCUUUGUGUGGGGAUGAACGCCACUGAGCUGGCGCCCCUGGUAUAUACAGAAUGGCCCAAUACCAAGGGCGAAUUCGACGCUGAGGAAUGGGUCACGGACCCGCCGGCGGAUAUCCCCGUGUUUCCAAACUGGCUGAACCGGACCGUUGUCGACGAGAUAUUUGGCUUUGGCCCCAAGUAUGGGCAGCGCCCCCCAAUCUUUGGCAAGCUGCCCGACCCCUACAACACGAUUCUCAAUGUCACGGGGGUGCAUCCCGCGAAUGCGAUCUAUCUCCUCGGCGCGACCCCGAACAAUACCACCCCGGAAUAUGUGAUGUGCUCAUUCAAAGCCAAGCAGACUCCUCUUUGCUCCACUCGCUACGAGGUAACCGGGAGUGGUGCCGCGCUCAAGGCUGUAUGCGAGCACCCGGGGAAUUCCCUGCAGUAUAAUGCACGCAACCCAGACGCGCUCGAUGGGAUCUGGCAGCCCGACUGGAAGAACAUUGCAUCGGAGUGGGCGAUGUCUCUGAGUCUGGGCACGGGCAUUACGGACAGUCGCGCGGCUACCGCUCGUCUGCUCAUGCAGUUCGUGCCCAAGACGCUGGCCCUGGACCCGACGCUGCCCUCCAUCAGCGAAGCCCUGGCCGUAUUAGUCGGCAACACUCUUCUGAUGAGCUCGACUGACGCGCCGUUCGUCCCGUUCUGGAACUACACCGACUCGUAUUUCACGGACCCCGUUCCUCAGAUAUUCAACGCGACCGUGAGUUCUGUGGGCUACGCGUCCAGCGGAACCCAGCCGUGGCAGGGGGUCUUCUACCCCAUUCUUGUCUUUGCCUUUCUCACCAGCGCGAUCUGUUUGGCCUUUAUGCUGUUGGAAGUGCGCGGUAGACAAGUCACGGAUUUCACGGAGCCCCAGAACCUGUUUGCUCUAGCGAUGAAUAGUCCGUCGAGCGCGCGGCUGCCAGGACCCUAUGGGGCCGGGAUCGACGGCCAUCAACUUAAAGAGCGGUGGUAUGUGGCCAUGGAAGAAGACGAGAAUUACUAUAUUCGCACCAAAGCGGAGGAGAACAACACGCCUCCUGCUUCCACCAACACCAUGUCACCGGUUUCGUUGGACCUCGAGGAGCCUGGCAAAUCCGCUACCCCGGCGAUGGAUGAGUACCGGCGCCUCUCAUCGCGAAAGAGCUUUCUCUCCCGGUUUUAUUGAUGAUGAUGCUGAUGAUGAUGAUGAUGAUGAUGAAGAAGUAGCCAAGGGUGGAUUGGUUGUUGGCUUGCAUGACUAUUUACGAAUACUUCAAUGUAGUAUAAUGAUAAUGAAACGAGUCAAGAGAGGAACGCGAGCCUAAACUUCAUCUCCCUAAUAAUAUAUUGGAUGUUCUGCACCCAGAAAUACUAAUGAUGUUUUUUUUCAUUCAACUCUGGCAUCUCCUACUCCUCCACUAUAUCAACUUUAUUCCUAUCUAGCCAUUCGUUAAUCAAGUGUAAACAGAGUGAGAGUGGGUUGAAGCAUACAAAAAGCAAUGUGAUCCUUGAUAUGCUUUGCCUUCUCGUACGGCUCCUUGUAAUACCAGGCCGCAUUUUCGAUUAUUUCCCC